Molecule: messenger RNA, 474 nt
Organism: Daldinia vernicosa
Lineage: Eukaryota; Fungi; Ascomycota; Sordariomycetes; Xylariales; Hypoxylaceae
Exons: 4
Coding region: 129-473 (114 amino acids)
Source: RefSeq, a predicted model, not a curated record
GGUUUCGGGGUUUGUAGUUUAUACCUCUCAUAUAAUUCCACAACGUCUCGCAAAGCUUCUAGCUCAUCUAUUAAAGAAUUCGAACAAUAUUCUCUAACUAUAACUACCUCUUAUUACACAUAUUCAACAUGUCUGGUUACUCCAACGUUGGUCAAAGCUCCGUCUAUGAGGCCGGCGACCAAAGGAACCUGAAGGACUCAGAGAUUCCAGGUCGUCCCCGAUACGAAGAGGGUGUAGAGAAUUCGCACCAGCCCAACGAUUCCAAGGACGAGCGAUCCAUUGCCAACCGUCUAGCCAACGAAGAGCGCAAGUUAAACCGUGAAGAGCAAGAAGACCCAGAGACCAAGGCUUCCAAGCAGGACCCGACAUUGCCUGCCAAGCUACACGGCAAUGAACCCUCUAAAGGCGCCAAGAUCGAUGCGGAUUUACAAGCAGAGGAAGAGGAAUACUUGAAACAGAAGGGCAAGAAAUAAA